AUGGUAAGAACUAAUUUUAUUAUUUGUCCUGUAAAAUAUAUAUUAUAUACAUGGAUUUAUAUUUAUUCUGUUGCAAUAAAUUUAUUUUUCUUCAGUCUGAACAAAUGCAAUAUUGGGAAUAUACAGAGUCAUGGAACAUUAAGAGCUAUUCAAACUUAAGUUCAAGUUGUGAAAAUUCUACUCAACCGACUAUUAUAAAAUCAAAUAUAAAAACCAGUGUAUUGUAUCAGAAUCACUCAUUAACUAUAUUCACAAAUGGAAUACUCAGUGAAAUAAUUUACCUCACGCCCAAAACAUACAUUUUGUAUUCUACUCUUUAUUUAGGAAUUAUGUCAUUUGAUAAAUAUUACCAUGGUAAGUGGGUUCUCAGCUUUUAUGAUAAACCUUCAGCAGUUAAAUGUGUCGAUACAUUGAAAAAUAAUGGUUUAGAAGUGACAGAUAUUCCAAAAUUAUUAUCUGAAAAAAUUAAUUUGGAAAACACAAUAAUCAGUUUAAUAAAAAACCCUGAGUUUUCAAAUUUUGUUGUUCAAGUAGAAAACAUAAUAAACAAAACCAAGUUUUGA
Molecule: messenger RNA, 563 nt
Organism: Cinara cedri
Lineage: Eukaryota; Metazoa; Arthropoda; Insecta; Hemiptera; Aphididae
Source: the annotation of a GenBank genome assembly